CUCUUUUCCUAUUGGUUAGUCUUGCGGCGAGAGUGCACGCAAAGGCCUUUGGGAGAUGUAGUUGCUUUGAUUCCGCCGGGGACCCUCGUUUCAGGGCCCGUAUUUCCGCUUCCUGUGUUGUGGGGGCUGUGUCCUUCUGUCGGCUCGGAGCCUUACGCUGAGGCUGUGUGAGGGGCUGGCGAGUAGGCCGAGGGGAUCGCGGGCUCCCCGAAGAGCUGGCGUCCCUCGGGAGUGAGCAGAUCUCCCCGAGCGGUGCGGGGCUCCGGCAGCAGCAUGGGGAGGGGGCCGGGUCAGUGAGGGCUGGAUGCUGCUCGGGCCGCUCGGACACUGCCCGGGGCCUUCAGGCCUUCAAGGGGAGGGAGGGUGAGGUGCGCUUCUCCUGCGGCAAGUUCCGAAACUUGCAGGUUCUGGGCAGGGAGGGUUCCCGGGGGCAGCAGCCCUCCUGGCCGUCGCUUCCCGGCUUUCUAGACCUCCAGGUCCGCCCCCCCCCCCUUUUUCUACUUUUCCCCGUGGUUCGCCCUGCGGCCGUGGCGUGUCCGUAAGCCCCCGGCAUGUUUUACGUAGGCUCCAAACUUCUUCAGUUAGCUGGCCGGCUCAGAAAGAAGUGGUCCCAAAUGUACACCAUAGAACUUCCAGCGAAAGACUGGGCACAUGUUAACCAAAGAAACCUUUCUCUGUUAGAACUCUCGAGUUUGAAUCACCUAAUACAAGUUUAAACCUAGAGCCCCUGGUUUAUUUAUGGGGCCUUAGGCAAAUCACUUGACGACUUCUGACAAACCUUUCUUAUCACACCACGAUGUUUCCAAAAAUCCUUUUCAACACUACAAAUCGAUGAUUUAUUGACUCAUUCACAAAAGCCCGAGACCCAAGAAGAACAGGUUACAGAGAAGCUUGGGCAAAUAAUCUGCCUACCAGUUAACUAGGAUCUAGAGAGCCUAGUCUUUCCUAAAAUCCCACGUCUCAGUUAGGUGCUGCUCUCCAUGGUGCUGUCUUGUAUAUGAUCUCAAAGUUAUUUGGGGUUCUAAUUUGUAAUUCUGGAUGAACAUGACUAAACUGUUGUAAUGGAAGGAAAGGUAGAGACUGGUAUUUCUCUGUUGAAGAGGGCUGGGAGAGGAAGAAAGGAGGAGAGAGUAUAUUCUGUUCUCCAGCGAUCUGGGAUAGAUUAAUAUUUCUCAGGUAACUUCUGUUGAUGCUAUUGUUGUGUCUCUCUGUGCCUAGAGCCCUCUGGAAGAGUUUGUCUCAGUGGCGCCUAGCCAGAGGCAAGAGUUAGCUUGCCAGGACAAAAAAGGAAGAGAUUGGACAAUAAGAACAAAGCCUCUUCUUAAACUGGACAAUGGCUGUAGUUUUGGACCCCCAGGUUCAGGCUCCUCGAGCACAAGAUGGGUUUCUAAUAGUGAAAUUGGAAGAUGAUUCCCACUGGCAUCAGGAAUCUUUCCUUCAUAGAAAUGUCCAUAGUCCUGAGGCUUCCUGUCAGCGGUUCUGGCAGUUCCACUACCAGGAGGCAGCAGGACCACGUGAAGCUUUGAACCAACUCCGUGAACUCUGUCGACAGUGGUUGCGACCAGAGAAGUGCACAAAAGAGCAGAUUCUGGAGCUGCUGGUGCUUGAGCAGUUCCUGACUGUUCUGCCUAGAGAAAUCCAGACCUGGGUUAGAGAACAGCAUCCAAAGAAUGGAGAAGAGGCAGUGACUCUGGUGGAAAAUAUGCAAAGAGAACCUGGCAGAUCAGCGAUGAAGGAGAACGCAGAGAGAUUACACCUAGAACCAGAGAAAGAGCUGAGCUGUGAUCCUAAGAUAGAGCCCCAUUCCCUUCAGGAGAGUGCUCUGUCUGCUUCUCAGGUCCUUGAUCUUCCUGUGGAGGCAAGUAGUGGUAACCAAGAGAUGGUGGGCAAGUCCCAGGACCUGGUAACUUUUGGAGAUGUGGCCAUAUACUUCUCUCAGGAGGCUCAAGGGCAGUUGGAUUCAGCUCCACAGGACUUCUGCCAAGAUCAAACUCAGGAGAAUGAGAAUGGUGUCUCACAGAGGUUUCCAAUUCCCAGAACCAGCAUGAUCUCCCAAAUAGAGCAAGGGGAGAAACUGCAGAACCUAGAUCUUCAAGGCUGUAAAGAGAAGGAAAAUUCAAGAGAUUCUCGAAUGGUUGGAGAACGAACAAAAAUUGGUCAGGCACCAGUGAUGAAAAAAGUCAAACACUGGGAAGAGCUGGAGCGUCAGGGUUUGGAUGAUGAAAAGGUGGCUGGUGUACACUGGGGCUAUGAGGAAACCAAAAUUUUCCUAGGGAUUCUCAGUGAGUCUUGGAUUUAUGAAAAACUCCGAACUUGUCACAGGAACCGUCAGGUAUACCGGAUUGUAGCUGAGCGACUACGUGAGCGAGGCUUCCUCCGUACUCUGGAACAAUGUCGAUAUAGAUUUAAAAACCUUCAAACAAACUACCGUAAAGCAAGAAGCACCCACACCCCAGGAACCUGCCCCUUCUAUGAGGAAAUGGAUGCUCUAAUGAGCCCUCGUGUUGCUGUCACUGCUCCAGAGGUGGAAGGGGAUCUUGGGCAGGGAGACCAUGAUAUUGAAAGUGAAGAACUGGAGAGGGAUAAUUGGGAACAUGAAGAUAUAGCAAUGGCAGGGGUUGUGCUAGAGGGUGGGUCCAGGCAACUGGAUCUGAGCCAUCCAGCAGCAUCUUUGGAAGAACUGCAUUCAGGAGCUGUUUCAGAGGAUUCUGACGGUGAGGAAUUGGGCAAUGAUGAACCAUCUGAAAGCCCUGGUACCCAAACCCUGUUUCGGAGUGCCACAGGAGUACACUGGGGUUAUGAAGAAACCAAGAUUUUUCUGGGGAUUCUCGGUGAACCUCGUAUUUAUGAAAAACUUCGGACCUGUCAUCGGAACCGUCAAGUGUAUAGGAUUGUAGCUGAGCGACUUCGUGAAUGUGGCUUCCUCCGGACUCUGGAACAAUGUCGUUACAGAUUCAAAAACCUUCAGACACACUACCGAAAAGCAAGAAGUGGCCACACCCCAGAGACCUGCCCCUUCUAUGAGGAGAUGGAUGCCUUGAUGAGUCCAUGGACAGCCAUUACACCACUUGAUGUCCUAGAAAUGGCAGGGGGUCUCCUAAAGGGGAAAGUUGAGUCCAAAGAGAACACUAACUGGGAGAACCCAGAGACAGUGACAGAAGUUGGCAACCAUGUGGAAGUGGAGGAACCUCCAAAAGAGGUCAAAAACUUUAAGUUAGAGGCUGUCUUUCAGAAUUCCAGUGAACUUCCAAUUCACAAGCCAGAUUCAAACCCCAAGCCAGAAGUGGGAGAAGAGCUGCAGAAUGUCAAUUUUCAUGAUUUCAAGGAAAUUCAGAGAACUUCCCAUACAGAUUUUGAAAUGACUGGUAAGCAUGAGAAGAAUCCAAGCCAGGAAAUUUCUGAGGGAGUAGAACUACAUGCAACAUCACUAGGGAGCUCCAAAGGAAAUGCUUCUCAUUAUCUUAAUUGGAAGAAAGCCCAAGAAGGUGAAUACAGAACUGAAAGGCAAUGGGAAAUGCUUCCAGGAGAAGAACAAGGACCACCAUCUCCUCAGGAAAGAAAUUUAGGCAAUUUUAUAGGACUUCAAGGAACCUACAUAGGAGAAAACCCAAACACAUGUUCUGAAUGUGGAAAAAACUUCAGCCAGAGCUCACACCUUGCUGUACAUCGAUUAGCUCACAUUGGGGAGAAGAAAUUACAUGAUUGUGAGGAGUGUGGCAAGACCUUUAGUCGAAGUUCACAUCUCAUUUGCCACCAGAGAAUCCACACAGGAGAGAAGCCUUACAAAUGUCCUGAAUGUGGAAAAGGCUUCAGUGAUCACUCUAACCUUACAGCCCACCAAAGAAUUCAUACAGGAGAAAAACCCUAUAAAUGUAGUGAGUGCUGGAAAAGCUUCAAUCAGAGCUCAAGCCUUAUUAUGCAUCAGAGAAUUCACACAGGAGAGAAACCUCAUAAAUGCAGUGAAUGUGGAAAAAGUUUUACCAAUAGCUCACAUUUCAAUGCUCACUGGCGGACUCAUACAGGUGAAAAACCCUACCAGUGUCCUGAAUGUGGGAAAAGAUUCAGUAAAAGUUCUACUCUCACUAGCCAUCAGAGAAUACAUACAGGAGAAAAACCCUAUGAAUGUCUUGAAUGUGGGAAAAGUUUCAGCGAUCGCUCAAAUCUCAUUACACAUCGACGAAUUCAUACAGGAGAAAGACCUUAUAAGUGUGGUGAGUGUGGGAAAAGCUUCAAUCAGAGUUCAAGCCUUAUUAUACACCAGAGAAUACACACAGGAGAAAAACCCUAUGAAUGUAAUGAAUGUGGGAGAAGGUUUAAUAACAGCUCACACUUUAGUGCACACCGGAGAACUCAUGUUGGAGAGAAACACUAGACUGGCACCAUAUGUUGAAGAAGUAUCAGUAAAAUCUUCAAGUUUCAAAUAUCAGGCAAUCAACCCCAAAAGCUUCUAUUAUAUUUAAUUCUGUACCACACCUGAAAAAGACUAUAGUAGUUGAGGUUCAAGCUCAACUGUUCAACCCAACAGAAAUAAUAUUUCUGUUUUAUUAAACUGUACACUUAUCUUAGAGAAUAUUCUUCAGAAUUCUCUUUCAGACUGUGUUGAAGCUGAAAACAAGUUUCCAAAGCCAAUAGAAACCAUAGUUCUUUACUGGUUCAGUCAUCAUCUCACUGUAUGGCUCCUAUGUGACUGUGCCUUAGCUUCUACACCUCAGAAAUAGGAAGAGGGCAGUCCUGUUCCUGAGCCCCUCCCUAUCUGGAGAGAGGAGUGGCAUCUUCACCAUCAGUGGUGACAGUGACAGUUGUAUAGCCCAGCUACAGAACAGAACUGUGGCCCCAUAGUGAGUGUGCAAUUUGAGGACAUAAAAGAAGAGAGACCAUGUCUCUUAGUGUUUCUUCCAGGAAAGGGCAAAAGCAAAGAUCAGUACCAGAGACUGGUUGUCUCUAAACACCUACAAACACCAUUUGCUAACUUGCUGUUUAUCUAAUGAGGUAUGGCUAUGUAUAAUGAUAACGUAUUUAAUUCAAGUCAGUAGCCAUCAUAGUAAGUGCCUACUACAUAUAAAGCUUUGCACUAUGCACUAUAAGUAGGGGGUGGAGAAAAUACAAAAAUAAUUGUUCUAUAUUACAGCAGUGCUUCCAUAGUGUUGAAGAAUUACAGUUUUGGGUUUGAAACCUAGUGUUGUAUCUAAGAGAAUGUAACUGGGUUAUAUAGGAGAGACAAAGGGAAUGUUUCUUAAGCUGUGGUAAAGAGUUUUCUGGCAUGUGUCCUGAGCAAUAAAUAAAGAGUAGUGUCUUUAAGAAUUGACUUGGUAUAAGGACAGGCCUCUGAAUCCCCUGGUCUAUAUAGAGAGGCUUCCUAACCCACAUCAUAUCCUAUGAUUGCUACCCAUGCUUCAUUGCUGAGUCCACCAAACAUCAAGAUGCAGGAAGUUUGGAUAGGUUCAGCAUAUGAGGUCAGUUGUCACUUUCAGAAAGAUGAAAAAUUCUGAAGAUGAAACUGUUUCCAUACCCUGCCUCUGGAAAUCCGAAAGUUUUAGGAGGCUUCAGAACCAAAAAUAAUUUACCUUUCUUUUAAUAAGACAGAAUUCUCUUUUCUUCUUCAUCCAUUUCUCUAGUUCAAUGCUGAUUCCGUCAGCCACAUAACUUUUAACAACUUUAUUAAAGGAUCCAUAAAUUUUUUGUUGAUACUUGUCAGUAUACACCCUGCCAUUCUUUUUCCAGUAUUAUUCCUUAUUUCACUAAUUUAAGAGAAUGAAAUACCUGAAUGCUUGUACAUACUACAUCUCAAUUUCUUUAAGGCUGUAGGCAUUUAUGGACAAAUGCUUACUUAUUUUUUUCUUUUUUUUUUUGCCUUCAGAAAUUUUAAAAUGUCUCCAUUGGUUACCCAUCAACCUGGGAUGUAAGAAAUUUGAGGGCAUCUGGGAAUCCCAGAAAAUGCAUAUAUGUUUUCUAAUUUUUCUACUGUUGUAAGAACAAUAGUCCUACAUAGUCAGAGGAAUCCUAUAAGAGCCAUUAAUAUUCUUAUCUUCAUUGUGACUAAAUGAAAUGGCCUUCCUUUAUGAUGGUGGCAUGAAAAUAGAACCAUAUUCUCAAAAGAAUGCUAUCUGGGGUUGCUGACUAAAGUUAAGUUAAUUCUAGAAAAGACAUGGGGGAAAAAACCAACUGUAAAAAAGUUACUUUCUCUAGAAAAGUUAUAUGAAUGAAAAUGAAGCAGUGACUAACCUGAAAAGGUUGUAGUCUACAAAAACAAUAUGAUAGGUUUCUUUUAGCAAAGGAGGUAGUAGGUGUCCCUAUUUAUGGGAAACCUACCAGUCUGGGCUAAACAUUUAGUUUUUUAAGUUUUAUGCAGUUCUCAAGCUAUAUAGUUCUGUGAUAGGGGCAGCUUGGCCUACACUCCAGAUCUUACUCAACUCUGUUUCUAUAAUUCUUUGCUGGUAGAGAAUCUAUGAAAGCCAGAUUAAAAAGGUUUAGAAGGGAAACAAUUUGGUUAGGUCUAUAUCCCUACACAUCCAGAAUCCAAGAAAGGGUCAGAAACUUAACUGAAAUUCCUCUUAAGUGUAAUAACAGAUCAGCCAUUAUCAUACAGUAGCAUAAUGCUUCAGUCCUAAUUCUUCCCAAGUCUGUUCUACCCUGAUGAAUUAAACAUUCCUCAUUCUCAGUAUUUCCUUGGUACUUCCUAAUAAUCUCCGAAUUUUAGCUCCCUCUAAAAUAAGGAUAAGAGGCUUAUCUUUGGCAGUGGCUGAAUAACCAUUUUUACCUGAGGUUCCUGAGUGGUUUCAUGAAGCUCAUUGAUCUCUGUUAGGAAAAUACAUACUUACACUAAAACAAGGUCACAAUGCUUUUUUACCACUAGAAAUGCAGUAUAAAAAUUAUAGUGAGUUGGCUGUUUUACAUUGUAUAUUCAGUAUACAUAGUAUAGUCCAUAACCAAAAUAGAAAACUUAUGCUAUGGAAAAUGGAUUUUUUGAAAAUCUUCCUCAAAACCCACUGAGGACUGAGAUAUCCUUUCAAAAAUUAAAUAGCUGAAAAGAGCUACCAUGUUUUACUACAAAGCAUCUCUUGGUCAGAAAUACUAGAUUGGAGGAACCAAUAUGACAUAGAUUUUUAAUUUUUUUUUCUUUAUUUUAUUCCAGUAACAAAUCUGCAAAUCUAGUUUUCCAAGGUUACAUGAUUCGUGUUGUCUCCCUCCCCUCUCCCAUAGCUGACAAGCAAUUCCAUUGAGUUUUAUGUGAUACAGACAUUUUUAAGGCAAAACUAUUCAAAAGUGUUUCCAAGCCUACCACCUGAUUUUUUUUUUCACAUAACCUUAAAGGAAAAGGAACCUUGAAAGUCAGUCAUUCAAGUAUCUUCCCUAAUAAGAUCCCUCCUAUGGUCAUGCAGUUGAUACAGAAGUACUUAGCUCACUAAGUCAAAGGUAGCCCACUUUAUUGUUAGGCCAUUUUAAGACUUACACCAGGUCUUAAUUCUGCCCUAUAGGGAGAAAAUAAUUGUAUUUUUCAUACAACAACCAAAUAUACUAGGAUCUUACUUACACAAACUUAACACAUGUGAAUGCAGGUAUACAUGAUUGGCAAUUUUAAAAAAAGGCAGAAAAAUACACAAAAUAAAAAUUUUUAAUUAUGACCUAAUUCACUGUUUUUCCAAGCUGCAUAAAAUCAAGAAGCAGUUUAUUCAGUCAUGAUCAUUCUCACUCUGAGAAACAUCAAUAUGAACAUUAUUUUUCACCAAAUAUUAAUUUCCCAAUCAGUGUGUCCAGGAUUCUUACUUGUAACAAGUUGUGUCCAUGUCACAGCAGUGCUUCUCUUUGUUUUCUUAAUGCUAUUUAGUCAUUAAUAAUGACCCCAAUGUAUAAGAGUACCAAUGUUGGUAGCUCUUAUAAGCCUAAGAAAAGUCGUAAAGUGCCUAGGUAUGUUCAUAUAAGAAAUGCUUAUUAAAUAAUGGAUUUCUCUAUUA
Molecule: messenger RNA, 7952 nt
Organism: Monodelphis domestica (gray short-tailed opossum)
Lineage: Eukaryota; Metazoa; Chordata; Mammalia; Didelphimorphia; Didelphidae
Source: RefSeq, a predicted model, not a curated record